AUUGACGACGUCCCCUCAUCAACAGUAUGUCGGAGCAGCAGCGUACGGUUUCAUUCCAGGACGAGGCUCCACAGUUGGGCGUCUAUCUCAUCAUACGGUAUGAGUCGUCAUUAUAUCAGAGGUUCCUCAACGAUAUCAUAGCCGGCAGAUCUGUGCUCGAGAACUACGGAGGGCGACUGGCCUGUGUCGCGAGUGAGGUAGAGCUGGUUGAGAAUUUCUGGCCCGGUCAGAAACUGCCGGCCAUGUUGUGGUUCCCGGCAGAGGACUUGGCAGAACGCUGGCUGGCCAGUGACAAAGUGAUCAAGCAGCCUGACUGGCUCAAUGGUGUGGAUAUCAUCAUGGUGCCCGCCACCAGGAGAGCCGCCAGCGAUAAGAAUGUUUUCUCCUUCAUGGACGUCCAAGUCCGCGACGGCAAGUCAUUUAAAGAGUAUGUGGAGGGGUCUCUCCCCGGGGCGGAGAAGGCGAACUGCACCCCUGCUAUCGCUCUGUCGCCGGAGCCGGCCAAAUUGCGAGGCCCGUGGAAUCCGGGGCUGGUAGUGAUAAACCAGUGGAACAGCAAAGACCAGUUUUACCAGUGGUUUGAAUCAGCUGAGUACCAGCCGUGGAAAGAGAAACGCCAUAGCUGUUCUGAGAGCAAUUUCGUCGUAUUUGAGGGGACGCCCACCUCUCCUCGGAAGUAAGCCUGAAGAAGUGUGCCUUUCAUUCCACACCCGGUUUAAAGAUACAAUAUGAUAAAUUGAGUAGUUUUUUAUACCUGGUAUUUAGGAAAUGAGUCUUACCAUAUUCUAAAGUAUCACACGGAAGCAAACGGGACUAUACGAAUGACUUAGUUGACAAAUGUAGGACAGCUCCAACCGAAGGGAAAUAAUAUACACUUUAAAUUUCAAAAAUCAAUAUGGCAUAUCUGAAAUAGCGUAACUGGAAUAGCAGCUUUGAGCGAAUAUCUAUUUGAAUUAAACAUCGCUCAUAAAUUGUGAUGUUUGGAUUAUCAGAUUAAUCCGUCCAUCGGCCUUCAAAAUGGAAAAAAAAUGCGAAACCUAAAACCCACCGGUAUAUAUUUUUUCUAGACUUUACUUCGAAUCAGUUCUAGUUAGGUCUAAAUUUCUGAUUAUGUAGGAGACAACUUGUGCUGAUGUGAAAUAGUCGGCUAACAGAGUGGUAGUAUUGUACCCCCACUGCACUCAGUGCAAGAUUGUGACAACAUAUGGUUUCAUCUCGUUUACCGCUUCACUUUCGAAUCUCUCUCACAUCUCCGUCGUGUCGUUCCUCAACUCAGCCACUACACUAGACUUUCAACGCAUCUGAUUGAAAUGACAGCACUGUAAAGAUAUUACAACAUUGUGUUUUACACAAAAUAUGGUAUACGUUUUUUCGCUUUUGAUUCAAAGGUUGAAAUUGUAACUUAAUUAUAGAUUCAUUCUGAGUUCUCCCUCCAAAUAAAACUCUUAUUGUUGUUUGUCUGUUAUUGUCCAUGUAGAAAGAUGUUAUAAACAUUUGAUGUAAUCUUAUAUUAUGGUUGUAAUGCCAAGGUUGACAAUUAAUGCAUGCAUGUGUUCACAAUAGUUUGUUGAAUGUGCACUCAUACAAUGUAUUUUCUGGCUCAUGCUCUUCCUUUCAUGCUCUACUUUGA
Messenger RNA from Lingula anatina, 1630 nucleotides. RefSeq lists its product as uncharacterized. The record is from RefSeq and is a predicted model, not a curated record. NCBI's taxonomy places the organism in Eukaryota, Metazoa, Brachiopoda, Lingulata, Lingulida, Lingulidae.